Molecule: messenger RNA, 1271 nt
Organism: Enterobius vermicularis (human pinworm)
Lineage: Eukaryota; Metazoa; Nematoda; Chromadorea; Rhabditida; Oxyuridae
Source: the annotation of a GenBank genome assembly
AUGGAAACGCAUUCGCGAGAUUUUUCAAAGGUUGCUCUGUUUCUGGCUGGAGUAAUUUUACCAAAGUAUCUUCUGAAAAAUACCGUACCGCUUAUGUAUUAUCUAAAGCUUUUUGCAGAAGAUACUCUUCAAGUUGAGUGGUUUGCCCAAGCCUUUUCGGGUAAUAAUGACUUGGUCUGUCAAUCAGAAAACUGUCCGUGGAGCUGCUUUUACACAAACGACCGCAGAUUUUUGAACAUCUCGGAUAUUGUUCUCUUUAAUGCUGGAGACUUUAAUCUGCGAGAAUUGCCACGGUUUAGAAAAUCUGAUCAGUAUUUUGCAUUUUUUUUUAUGGAGCCUCUCACAUGGCAUGGAGAACGCUUACGUUAUAUGCCGCUCAACUUUUUCAACUUGACAAUAACAUACAGGAAGCAGAGUGAAAUUUUUUGGCCUUAUUUUCAACUGGUGAAGAUCAGUGAUAAUCCAUUUGCUAUAAUUCCAUGGGAUUAUAAGACGGUCAGCGGUGUGAUUGCAGUAUAUAAAAAUUCAUUCUCUAACAUCAGACGAAGUCUCACUAGAAAAACAAAAUCAGCUCUGCACUCCGUCUCUCGUUGUUCAACACAUUCUAAACGUGAAGCUUAUGUAGCUGAGCUAAGCAAGCAUAUUGACGUUACAGUAAUUGAUAGUUGUUCUAAAAGGUGCAGUAAACAGUGUGAGGAAAAGGCAAUGAACGAACAUCUCUUUUAUUUAUCAUUUGAAAAGAGCGUGUGUAAAGAAUAUGUCACUGAAAAGGUAUUCGCAAGAUUGGGGCAAUUUUUACCUAUUGUUCUCAAAAGAUCUGUUUUGAAAAAUGUACUACCGGAUGAAGCAUUUAUUGCUGCUGAUGAUUUUGACUCGUCGAAACAGCUAGCCAAUUAUCUCAAACGUCUCAAAAACAACACAAAAGAACUUUUAAGAUUUUUAACGUCCUGGACUAAGUUAUAUGGUUAUGGAACCGGAGGUGGUUGUACAUUAUGCAAGUAUCUUCAUCAGCAGCCAAGACCGAAAAACAUUCUCCGAGAUGUUAAAAGCUGGUGGUUGAAGAACGCUAACUGUGACGUGCAUUGCGAUUUGAAAUUAUCAAGGAAAAGUGGUGGAGCACUGGAACUGUUUAUCAUUCUGCAACAGCUAUCGUUAUGGAAAAUCCUUGACGCUUCGUCUAAAAAGCAAUUGAACUUUGGAAAGCAAAACCUUCCUUUUUUUUGUCGUUGUUCUGGUAGCUGUUACUUAUAUUUGAUAAUUGUAACAUAAAU